Dentiscutata erythropus is the source of this 1518-nucleotide messenger RNA. NCBI's taxonomy places the organism in Eukaryota, Fungi, Glomeromycota, Glomeromycetes, Diversisporales, Gigasporaceae. The record is from the annotation of a GenBank genome assembly.
AUGUCUCUUAUUCUUUUAUGGAUUAUUCUAUUAUCGGAAUUUUUAUGUGAAGCUUUAGUCCAAAUUGAUAUACCAACAAUGGUUAACGGUUCUUACGAUUCCACUAUAUUAUCAUCAAACUGUUCUCUUCCUUUAAUAUGGUAUUCAGGACCUUUCGAAGAAGGCAUGAUAUGUAACGGAAGUUGUUGUUUAAGUUGUCCUUAUUUGGACAAUUUUUAUCCUGAAAAUGAUAUAAAAAAUGCAUUUGAAAUAUUUGCAAUAUUUGGAAUUAUCUCUUUCUUUUUAAUGUUACUUUUAUCGGUGCUUUUUUUACUUUUGCCAAGUCAAAGAAGAAAUCCUACGGCAAAGCAACUCUUGUUACCUUUGGCAUUGAGUGUCUGUUAUUUUGAAGGUUCAGAGUUCUUUACAAUACAGCAACAAAAUAGUCAGUGCAUCAACAAUAUAAGGAGAGCAAAUUUAGAAAAUCCUAUGUGUAAAACUCAAGCAAUUUUUACUCUUGGUGGAGCGUAUGCAAUAGCAAUUUGUUCCUCACUUUUGAUGAUACAUCUUCAUUUAAUAUCAAUAUGGAAAUCUGACUUUAUAACUAGACAUAUAAAGAUUUUUCACGCGUUAACUAUUAUCAUCACAUUAACUGCUACCAUAUUACCAAUUGUAUUAAAUAAAGUUGAAGCAACCAAUAUUUGUUUUGUUUCUACACAAUACUCCCCAGUUACUUUCAGAGCAAACUGGAGGAGAGAUGAACCUGAUAAUAGAACAACAGUAAGAUUGUCAUUUUUUGAAGCACAACAAACCUUAACACAUGUAAGAAAUAUAAUACGAAUUCAAUGGCGUGCUUCAUUAGGCGCGUUUUUAAUGUUAACUGUUUACUUGGUAAACUGGAUCUUUUACACAUAUAAAUUACCUCAUCUCGGAAAUGAAAUAGAAUCUGAGUGGCUUCAACAAUGGAAUCAAUGUCUUGCAAAUGGAACUCAGUCAACUUGCGCAGUUUAUGCUAAUGAUCAUGUUCCAAGUUAUAAUUGGAUAAUAACAAUAUUAUUCUUUAAUCGAUUUUGUGGUAUUUUAAUAUUUUUUCUUUUUGCUGGAAAAAAGACAAUAUUCAUAGAAUUAUGGGAAUGUGUAACAAGAAAACCAAGACCAACAUCAAUACAUUCUAAUCCAUCAGUUACCGAAAGGAGACGUUCAAAUACGGGGAAUUCAAUGAAAAAGAGAUUAUCUAUUAUUUCAAUAUCAUCAGGACGGGAAAAUACACCUGUAUCAACAUCAUUAAAUUCAAGUUUAAGUGCUCCUUAUCCAACUUCUAUUUUAAUGGGUUCAAAUGAAGAUUAUCCAUUUAAAGUUGAUAAAUCUUCAAAACGUCUUACUUUCUCUUCAUUCACAACUGAUAAUAAUUAUGUAAUUGAACCUGCUAAAACUAGGGAUUCAUUAACAUAUGCUAUAACAAGAUAUAAUGACUCGGUUAAUCAAAAUGAAACGUUCGAUAAUGAACAAGAUUCAUUGGCAGAAAUAAUUGAAAACUAA